Messenger RNA from Mus musculus (house mouse), 5136 nucleotides. It is a transcript of the gene Smox, whose product is annotated as spermine oxidase. Gene Ontology annotation, cellular component: cytoplasm; nuclear membrane; cytosol. Gene Ontology annotation, biological process: spermine catabolic process; polyamine catabolic process. Gene Ontology annotation, molecular function: spermine oxidase activity; oxidoreductase activity. The coding region runs from base 3177 to 4844 and encodes 555 amino acids. The transcript is spliced from 7 exons. The record is from RefSeq and is a predicted model, not a curated record. NCBI's taxonomy places the organism in Eukaryota, Metazoa, Chordata, Mammalia, Rodentia, Muridae.
UUUUUUUUUUUUUUUUUUAACGUGAUCAGGACAGCGAUUUAGUGAGAAAUAUGUCAGGGUACAUAGUGAAGAGGUGGGGUACAGAGUUCCCUGGUGUCUGUGCCCCUUCCUGGCUGAAAGUGUGGGGCGUGGUUGGGUUGCUAAUGUGACUCUUAUCCUCAGAUUCUGUCUUCCUGCAAAAUAUUAGGAGUCUCAUUCUGUGGCCCUCCCAGAGUGGGUGUAGUCAGCACAGGACAGGACAUGGACAGGGAAGAGGUGGUGUUCAGGGUUCCUGCCCCCCCCCACCUCCCUGUGACUGGUGGGGACAGCCUGAGCGCCCCCACCCUUUCCUUGCACAUCUGCAGUGUGAAGACUGUUCAGCAGCUCAGGCUGGGAGGCAAGGUGUGGCAUCCCAGCAGUCCUAGAGGAGGGGCCAGACUUUGCAGUGUCAGAUGGUCACCCACCCGCUGGUGCUGCUGCCACCUUGGUCCCCCUGGAAAUCUAGGAAGAGGAUGCUCAGUGGGACUUCCCACCAGCCUCAGCCUAGUCCUGUGGUGUGUCUCCUCCGUGUGUCCUUCGCCCUUGCUCUUGCUUCCUCAAACAGGCUAGAGCCCUGGGCUCCCUGUAAAUCUAGGCGUGGAGGACCAAGGUUGAAGAAAAGCAUUUGCAUUUAAGCAUAGCUGAGUGGCCUGGUGUGAGGUUCCAUACCCCUGCCAUUCAUUUCUCUGUCUGCUUCUUGGAAUUUAUUAGAAAACAAAGGAAAGAGUGUAGCUACUGAUGAUGCCAGCUAUGAGUUAGUCCCUCCCCCCAACCCCCAAGCUGAGACUCUAAGGGAACACUGAUCAAACCCAGGUUCUGGGUCACCUGGCUUGAUGCUGUCUCCUUAUCCAGCUUCUCUCCCCCUUAGAACCUGCCUCCCUCCCUCUUAGGACCUGCCUCCCUCCCCCUUAGAACCUGCCUCCCUCCCCCCUUAGGACCUGCCUCCCUCCCCCUUAGAACCUGCUCCCUCCCCCCUUAGGACCUGCCUCCCUCCCCCUUAGAACCUGCUCCCUCCCCCCUUAGGACCUGCCUCCCUCCCCCUUAGAACCUGCUCCCUCCCCCCUUAGGACCUGCCUCCCUCCCCCUUAGAACCUGCCUCCCUCCCUCUUAGAACCUGCACCUAAACCUUCAACUGUGCCCCACCUCUACUCUGCCCAGGUGCUUGCUGUCUUGAUUGUGGGUGUUGGUCAUGGAAGGCUGGUAAAAUCCUGGAUUCCGAGUCAAAUAGAUUUUAGGGUAAUGCUGGCAGAAGACACCUAAUGGGGCAAACACUCUGAAGAAAGUGUAAGAGGAGGUUUUCAUUAAUUGGCAGGUUGUUAUAGACCCUUACUAUACUUAACUUUGGUAAAUUAACUUAGAAAGCACACACACUGCAGAAAGAUUUGGAGCUUGGAAGGUAACUUUGGGAUGGAGUCAAAUGUGACACUCAGGAAAAUUAUAGUGAGGGCCAGGCUUAGUGUCUCAUAGAACGACUUGUAUAACCUUUCUGAAACCCCCCCCCCCCCCCGCCCCGUUUCCUCCUCUGUGAUGGGGAAGGGUUGCUGCUGCGUGGACCAACUGCAACAUUCCGCAGGAAGGUGUUUGGCACUAUGCUCUGAGCUCUGAACCUUGUAGUGACAAUAUUGGCAGAGUGUCUGGAGCAGACCUGACUUCAAAAGCAGGGAGUUGCUGAGUCUCUUUGAACUUAACAAAGGGACUCAGCGCCUUAGCUCCCCAGGUGUUUUAUGGGAGAAGUCACAGGCCCUAGACCCAGCUGUAGGCUUUGCUGGGAACAACAUUGAUUUUACAGACUGCUUGUUGUGUAUGGGUUCUGCUACCUGCUUGGAUAUUGUGAAGAGCCUUUGGUGGGCUGGUCCUGUGCACUUGUUAGCAGCCUAAAGUCACCAGGAGGGGGGGUCUUGGGCUAGUGAGAGAUGACUGACUUUUUAGUGAGGGUCAUGAGCUGUCUUGGGGUUUCCAUUUGGCCAGGCAAAGCAACGUUACCAUAUCCCAUACCCUGUUUAUGAAGGAGUGACCGAGGCUAAAGACUGAGUCUAACAUGGUGUUUGCCUGGCAAGCCUAAGCUAGCUCCAGGGGCAGGGAGACUAGAGUGCUCUGUGGCCCUCCCUGCCAGGCACCCAGGCCAAGAGGCAGGUGGCCUCCUAGUGAUGGUCCCAGGUUAGUUUUGGCUGUGCAACUGUGCCAGGCUUUGAGAUGACUCUCCCAGCCCCAAGUGCCUGGGAUAAUGUGUGCAGGGUUAGUCCAUGGAGAGAGAAAAUGAGAGGCAGCUUGCCUGGAGUACCCUUGGGAUUGUUUCUCAGGGUUGGGUGGUGAGGGUGAGGGCCUGAGACCUGAAUAAAGACCAGAGUCUGACCCUGGGUGGCCUCCAUCUGUCUCCAUAGCCCUCUUUACCUGUUUGCUCAUUUGUACAAUGGGUGGCAGGGUGCUUGUGAGUGUGAGGAUAUGGUGAACGGAGAGCCUAGCGCAGGGCUUGGUACAGAACAUUAAAAUCAAACAGCAGUCUGUCUGCUCUGCUGUUCAUCUCUCGUUGGAUUUGGGGGGCGUUAUUCUGUUAAUGCAAAUGCUGUGUGUGAUCAUGUACCUCAGCUAUGUAAUUUGUAGUGGGAUGAGUGAAAGUUUUGCUGGCAAGGGGUUUAUUGAAGACAAGGACUCCCUCUUUGCAAAUGCUCCCCAGAUCCAGCAAGCCUUAGACAGCUCUGCAUUGUGGGGCUGAAGUGUUUCUUUGCAUGCAGGGAGCACAGUCUUCAGCGGGGUGAAGUGGAGGCUCUGUGAUUCAGGAGAGAGGCUAAGCUUGCUGGAGACCCCCGCCUCCCUGGGUCUGCAGUCGUGUACAGUUGGGCUUUGUGCAGAGUCACGAGGGCCACUGAGGGUGCAGGGAGCUGAGAGGCUGAGUUGUGUUCACAGCCUCAUUUUUUGCAAGUGGUUUUAGCAGAAAGUGCUGACUGAGCUAGUCUCCUUUUCCCCAGCGCCAGCUGGUGGGGAAGCCACCCCUCACCUGCCAGCUUACAUGUUCUAGGUAUCCAUCUUUCAGUAUCCUCCAAGGAUAGAUCGCUAUUGCAUCUGGCCCUGGGCCGGAGGACUCACAUCUGGGGUGGGUUGGCCUGUGUCUGCAGGUAAUGGUGACCUCUUGAGGCUCCUAGAAGGUGAGCACGGACGGCAUGCAAAGUUGUGAAUCCAGUGGCGACAGUGCGGAUGACCCUCUCAGUCGUGGCCUACGGAGAAGGGGACAGCCUCGUGUGGUGGUGAUCGGUGCUGGCUUGGCUGGCCUGGCUGCAGCUAGAGCCCUUCUGGAGCAGGGCUUCACGGAUGUCACUGUGCUUGAGGCUUCCAGCCACAUUGGGGGCCGUGUGCAGAGUGUGAGGCUUGGAGACACCACCUUUGAGCUGGGAGCCACCUGGAUCCAUGGAUCCCACGGGAAUCCUAUCUAUCAACUAGCAGAAGCCAAUGGCCUUUUGGAAGAGACAACAGAUGGGGAGCGCAGUGUGGGCCGCAUCAGCCUUUACUCCAAGAAUGGCGUGGCCUGCUACCUUACCAACCGUGGCUGCCGCAUCCCCAAGGACGUGGUUGAGGAAUUCAGCGAUUUAUACAACGAGGUCUAUAACAUGACCCAGGAGUUCUUCCGGCAUGGUAAACCAGUCAAUGCCGAGAGUCAGAACAGCGUCGGGGUGUUCACCCGGGAGAAGGUGCGGAAUCGCAUCAGGGAUGACCCUGACGACACAGAGGCCACCAAGCGCCUGAAGCUCGCCAUGAUCCAGCAGUACCUGAAGGUGGAGAGCUGUGAGAGCAGCUCCCACAGCAUAGAUGAGGUGUCCCUGAGCGCCUUUGGAGAAUGGACGGAGAUCCCAGGCGCCCAUCACAUCAUCCCCUCGGGCUUCAUGCGAGUUGUGGAGCUGCUGGCUGAGGGCAUUCCUCCACAUGUCAUCCAGUUGGGGAAGCCGGUCCGUUGCAUCCACUGGGACCAGGCCUCGGCUCACCCCCGGGGUCCUGAGAUCGAGCCCCGUGGUGAGGGUGAUCACAAUCACGACACUGGGGAGGGUGGCCAGAGUGGAGAGAAUCCGCAGCAGGGGAGGUGGGACGAGGAUGAGCCGUGGCCUGUAGUCGUGGAGUGCGAGGAUUGCGAGGUGAUCCCAGCGGACCACGUGAUUGUGACCGUUUCGCUGGGCGUGCUCAAGAGGCAGUACACCAGUUUCUUUAGGCCAUGCCUGCCCACGGAGAAGGUGGCCGCCAUCCACCGCCUGGGCAUUGGUACCACUGACAAGAUCUUCCUUGAAUUUGAGGAGCCCUUUUGGGGCCCCGAGUGCAACAGCCUGCAGUUCGUGUGGGAGGAUGAGGCAGAGAGCUGUACCCUCACCUACCCACCUGAGCUCUGGUACCGCAAGAUCUGUGGCUUCGAUGUCCUUUAUCCGCCAGAGCGCUAUGGCCAUGUGCUGAGUGGCUGGAUCUGUGGGGAGGAGGCUCUUGUCAUGGAGAGGUGCGAUGACGAGGCUGUAGCUGAGAUCUGCACAGAGAUGCUUCGACAGUUCACAGGGAACCCCAAUAUACCAAAACCUAGGCGAAUCCUGCGCUCAGCCUGGGGCAGCAACCCAUACUUCCGGGGUUCCUAUUCCUACACACAGGUGGGCUCAAGUGGGGCGGAUGUGGAGAAGCUAGCCAAGCCCCUGCCCUACACAGAGAGCUCCAAGACAGCGCCCAUGCAGGUGCUCUUCUCCGGGGAGGCCACACACCGCAAGUACUACUCCACCACCCACGGUGCUCUGCUCUCUGGCCAGCGCGAGGCCGCCCGGCUCAUCGAGAUGUACCGAGACCUCUUCCAGCAGGGGCCCUGAAAGGUGUCCUCACUGCCAAAUGUGUUCCUUGAAGAACCACUAACUCGUGACUGCUGGUCCUCGUCCCUUGCCCCCGUGCUCUUAAUUUCCUAAUUGUCUGUAGAAUGGAAUUUUACCUUCUGUAGUGGACACCGGGCUGACGUCAGACCUGGCCCGAGAGCUUUUCUUUUUCUCCAGGCUGGGUAAUGACCAGGUGGGGUUCUGCUUCCUGCUUUUUUCCUCUCUCAUGUUAUUGCAAGUGCCUUCAAUACUUUGCAUUUUGGGAUAAUAAAAGAAGUGACCCUUCCCACGC